AUGAUUGGUUCAUUUGAGUUAAACAACAUUUGCGGGUCAUUUUAUAAGGAUGGAAAUAUAGUAUUUUCUCCUAAGAAGAACAUUUUAUUUACUGCUGUAAACAAUAGGAUAAAAGCUUUAGAUUUAGAGACUAAUUUGACUCAUACUUUAGAUUGUGAAGCACGUUCUGAUAUUAAAUAGUUAGCAAUAUCUCCAGAUUCAAAGAUUUUGAUCGCAGUAGACUAAUUAGGAUAUGCAAUCAUUGUUAACUUAAUCACAAAGAAGACUAUUUCUUACUUUAAUUUUAAGUCUAGCGUUAAUGCUAUUUAGUUCUCUCCCAAUGGACUAUUUUUGGCUGUUGCCAGCGAUAUCUCAUUUAGAAUUUUUGAAGCUCCUUCUUUAUGGAGAAAUUUCGAAACUCUUUUACAAUACAAAAGAUUUAAAGGAAGUCACAAUGAUAAGAUUACUAGCAUUGAGUGGUCUCCUGAUUCAAGAUUUAUUAUUACAUCAAGCAAGGACUUAACAGUUCAAAUGCAUAAUCUUCACAAGCUUGAAGAUUUCUAGACUAUCACUUUUACUGUAAAUAAGCAUCCUGUCAUUAAAACCUUCUUUUCAAGGGAUAUGAAGUAUUUUUACACUGUUGACAAGAGUGGUUUGAUGUGUGUUUGGAAAUGGAGCACUGACUAUCUUUCAGAUUAGUUUAAGCACAGAAAGUAAUUCAAUAAAAUUAAAUAGGGACAUAAUAUUGGUAUUGAAAACGGUGCUAAUGUUUUAGAUGCUAAUGAUAGAGCAGAGGUAGAAGUUUAAGAAGAAGAAGACGAAGUACAAGUCACUCAAGAAUUUACUUUAAUGAGCAAAUUCGAAAAGGAAACAUCGAAGGGGCGUUUUGUCCUUGAAAAAAAGGAAAUUUUCAAAGGAGGAAAGCUUAAAAGUUGCGAAUACCAUGCUGACACAAGAAUGAUCGUUCUUGGUUUCAAAUCUGGCUGUUAUGCAUUAUAUAGAUUAGAAAAAGAAAGCGAUUUAUAGGAAAUACAAACUUUCAGCAUUAGCAAUUGCAGGAUUAACACAAUAUCAGUUAAUUAUUCUGGAUCAUGGAUAGCUUUAGGUAUGAAUAAAACUGGUUAGUUAAUUAUUUGGGAAUGGAGAAGUCAAAGUUACAUUCUCGAUCAAUAAUGCUUAACAAAUGAUAUAAAUGUCUUAGCCUAUUCUGAAGAUGGCUUAAUGAUAGCAACAGGAGGCUGUGACGGUAAAUUACGUCUUUGGGAUUCUAAAUCUCACCUUUGCUUCACUACUCUUUCUGAGCACAGUUCUAAGAUUAGUGGUAUUACAUUUACUUCUAGAGCAAAUACAGUUAUUACAAGUAGUUUGGAUGGAACAUGUAAGGCAUUUGACACAGCAAGAUACAGAUGCUUCAGAACAAUGAAACCAAACAUCAGCACUUAGUUAAAUUGCGUUGCUGUAGAUUCAGCAGGUGAAGUUGUCUAUGCAGGUGGUUAAGAUCCUUACGAUGUAUAUAUUUGGAAUUUAUAAACUGGUAAUUUGUUAGAAGUUAUUUCUGGCCACACAGCUCCUAUUUCUUGCAUUAAAUUCUGGGGAGAGAAGCUCUAUACUGGUUCUUGGGAUAAAUAAGUUAGAAUUCAUGACAUCUUUUCUAGAAAAUUAAACACAGAAGUUCUUGAUCAUAAUUCGGAAGUUACUUGCAUUGAUAUUAGAAAGGAUGGCAAAGAAUUUUGCGUUUCAACAUUAAAAGGAGAAAUAUAUUUAUGGAAUGACCAAAGCUCAGUUGUAGGUAUUUUAGAUUGCAAGAGAGAUUUAGAAUAUGGUAGAAAUGAUUCAGACAGAACUAAAAAUACUCACAAAUAUUUCAAAACUGUUGAGUAUAGUGCUGAUGGUGAUUAUAUUUUAGCUGGUGGUAACUCUAAAUAUGUCUGCUUGUACGAAUUACGUCACAGAAUUAUGAUUAAAAAGUUCGUGCUUUCAUAAAACAGAUCUUUAGAUGGAGUUCUUAACAAACUUAACAGCAAAAAUAUUAAGGAAGGAGUUGAUAUGGUCAAUGAAAUUGAUGAUUUCGAUGACUCGGAUUAUGAAGAAAGAAAAGAUAACAUUCUUCCAGGAGCUAAGAAUUUUGAUGUAUCAAAGAGAACCAUGAAAUAACCAGUAGAAAGUAGAUAAAUUAAAUUCUCACCAGGAGAAGAAAAUUGGAUUGUAGCUACCAGUGAAGGUGUUUUAGUUUUUGGCUAUCCUAAAAAAUCUUUCUUCAGUCCUUAUGAAUUAGAAGAAAAUAUUUCAGUUAAAGAUGUUUUGUAGGCUUAUGAAGAAAAAGAUUACUCAAAGUAAAUUUUAUUUUUGAAAAGUUUUUAUUUAUUUGCUAAUUAAAUUAAUUAAAAAUUAUUUUAGGGCAUUCGUUGUUGCAUUGAAACUCAACAGUAAAGAAUUAUUAGAGUAAAUUUAUAUGAAUAUUCCUUUCAGCGAAGUUUAAAAUGUAAUUAGAAGCAUCCCAGAGUAAUUUUUGGAUGA
Messenger RNA from Tetrahymena thermophila SB210, 2496 nucleotides. RefSeq names its product periodic tryptophan protein. Lineage: Eukaryota; Ciliophora; Oligohymenophorea; Hymenostomatida; Tetrahymenidae. Gene Ontology annotation, biological process: maturation of SSU-rRNA from tricistronic rRNA transcript (SSU-rRNA, 5.8S rRNA, LSU-rRNA); ribosomal small subunit assembly. Gene Ontology annotation, cellular component: Pwp2p-containing subcomplex of 90S preribosome; small-subunit processome. The record is from RefSeq and is a predicted model, not a curated record. The transcript has 6 exons. Gene Ontology annotation, molecular function: protein binding.